Messenger RNA from Catharus ustulatus (Swainson's thrush), 1634 nucleotides. RefSeq names its product dyslexia-associated protein KIAA0319-like. Bases 483 to 1634 code for a protein of 383 amino acids. Gene Ontology annotation, cellular component: plasma membrane; cytoplasmic vesicle. The transcript has 6 exons. Gene Ontology annotation, biological process: negative regulation of dendrite development; neuron migration. The record is from RefSeq and is a predicted model, not a curated record. NCBI's taxonomy places the organism in Eukaryota, Metazoa, Chordata, Aves, Passeriformes, Turdidae.
CCGGCGGCCGGCAGCCGCCGAACGGAGCGAGGGAGCGGCGGCGGGGCCGCGCCGGCUCCUGCCCUGCGCUAGAAUGUUCGUUAGCUGUGCCAAUAACCAGAAGGGCAAAGGAGGCAAGGAGCUCCUACCUGCCUUUCCCACAGUUGCCAGUGUGGCUGGGCCCAGUGUUUUCAGGGCCCUCAUUCUCCUGGAAGUUUCUGCUGCCUGGUAGUGCUCUCUGACUGGCUUCAUGACACCGUUUGUCCUUAUCUCUGAUUUUGUUGGCAUGCAGAGAUUCUGCUACAUCUCUUGUGGAGCACCAGCAUACUCCUUUAUGCUCUAUUUGCAGUUUUGCAGCUGAAGGAUUUGAAUGUAUUCCCAGACACAGUGCUUGAUGGCCACAGCAGGGCACUAAACAAUAUUAGAAAAAAACCCAGCAUUGAGACCAAUAAUUUCCUCACGACCGGCCGGAAAAGCAGUAGUCAUUGCCUUCCUGGUGCAGCAUGGCAUUUAGACCUGGUGUUCUCUGCCUGUUCCUAUGGACAAUAACAGGUUCCAGUUGUGAGCAGUGCAGAGAAGGAGCCACGUACUCAGGUGCAGUAAUAUCUCCCAACUUAGAAACCACUAAAAUUAUGCGGGUUCCUCACGCUCUGUCAGUGUCCGACUGCAUCGCAGCGUGUUGUGACCUCUCUGGUUGUGACUUGUCCUGGAUGUUUGAACGGCGCUGUUACAUCGUGAACUGCCAACACAAGGACAAUUGUGAACCUAAAAAAAUUGAAACUGUAAAGUCCUACAUUACCUUUGUGCUGAGGCCUUCUCAGAGGCCAGCCUCACUACUAGGGUUUGGGCAAGUGAUCCCAAGCAUGGUCCACUCUGUGGGACUCCAGAAUGACCCGUCAGAGGAAGUGAGUAGCCUGAAGAAGCUGUCUUUGCUUGGAAAAGAUCCCAGCCUUGAGGAGAUACCUGAAUACAUUGAUGAUUAUAAAGAGUUGGAGCAGGACCCCUUUCAGGUGGGCAUCAAACACCCACAGAAGGACAGUAUGGAUUAUGCUGACUGGGGCCUGAUGGUGGCAGGUGAAAAUGGCUUCAACACUUCCACAGGUGAUGAUGGAGAUAACCAGGAAGAUUUUGCUGAAAAGAAGGGGGAGGCUGGGAAGGUGGAAAGCCUUCUGAAUAAAAACAGCUCUGAACUGACUUCCGUCAAUGAACACUCCACAGAGAGGUCAUCCCUUCCGGAGAUUACACCACUCCCUGGGAAGACACUUGAAAGGGAAGCAGCUGUUCCACUUGCACAACCUGAAGAUGCUUUGCAAAAAGAGGCUGCUACACCUUCCUUUUCUUCAGAUAAACCAGGUUUCUUCCCAGGCAUGUCAGAGAAAACCCAGACUCCCACAGUGGCCCCAGAGAAUACCACUGAAGGUGGGAUCAUGCUGCUUCCCACUAAUACUGCACCGUCUGAGCCCAGGCAGCAGUUCACACCACCUGCUACUGCUGCUAAAGCAGAUCUGCUCAGUGACUGUGUACGGUUCAACUCGAGUGAAUCCAGGAAUAUUUGCUUCCUUUGCCACUUCUUCACUCAGGUGGUCGACCGCAGAUUGGAGGUGUGGCUGUUGGCAUCUGCCUUCACACCCUCCUUCGCAGGCUUUGCCCAUUGA